UGCUUUUUCGUUUUUUCCUUGUCCUAUUGUGGAUUACACAGCUUUUGGUGUAUGUAAAUGGUCGGCAAAGACACAAUAACAAAAGUAACCACUAGGGGGGAGUAAAUGAAUACCGCAAACAGACAUUACUGCGCUGCCUAGAAACGGCUCGUUGCGAAUUUCAGCCGCGGCUUUAUUUUAGUUCCGGUACGAGGUGACGUAACCAUGUACUUUUGCUGGGAGUAAAUGGGACAGCGUCAUCAGAUGAUUUCACAAUCAGUCAGAGUAGCCGUUCGAUUUCGUGUCUUGUAGCAAGCUAGUUUAGCAAGUUUAGGUUUUCAGCAAUGGGUCGAAGAUGUUUUCUGCGUUGUGAAGGGGUGUCUCCCUUGUAUGCCUUGCCAAAGGCAGAGCCUUCACGUACCCGUUGGCUUGAUUUUAUUUUUAAUUAUAUUCCUCUAACUUUACCGAUCAUUUUCCUGUGUCCCCGUCAUUUUACGGAUGACUGCUUCACCAACCUGCGUUUGUUCAGCACUGGAUUUGCAAAGAUGCUAGCUCUGAGGGAAAAUGCUGUACCAACUUUAUGUGGCCCCAUGGGUGAAGAUGUCCCUCGACAUGACUCCAGUGCCCCAUCUCUCCCCUUCCGACACGUCGGAUGUCAGACCGACUCGCCUCAGCUUAAUUCGGCGGGAACCCAGACGAGCCACACUCUCUGCAAGGCCAUGCAACUGCAGAUAUUUCGGUAUGACACCUUCAGAAGGCAUGCAAGGAAUUACAUGGAACCGGCCAUUGUUCACAAGUGGAAAAUGGAUCAGCAUGAUAAUUUCCAGCAUCAAUUGCGCCUUGGUGGCGUGGUUGCAGUGGGAGGAGACAUGAGGGCUGAUUCUCCAGGGCACUCAGCAAAGUUUGGCAGCUACUCACUGAUGAAUCUGGAGAGCAACACUAUUAUGGACAUCCAACUGGUUCAGAGCAAUGAAGUAGGUGGCAGCUAUCACAUGGAGAAGGAGGGACUGAAAAGAUGCUUAGAUCACCUGGAGUUGAAUGGAUUGAAGGUGGAGUACAUUGUAACAGACCGUCAUCCACAGAUCCAGAAAUUUCUGAGGGAACGCAGCUUAACUCAGUUCUAUGACGUUUGGCACUUUGAGAAAGGUUUGUCCAAAAAGCUUGAGAAAGCUUCGCACAACGAAGACUGUGAUGUCCUGAAGAAGUGGCUGCAGAGCAUAAAAAACCAUGUCUACUGGUGUGCCACAUCAUCAAGCACUGGACCAGAAAAGGUGGCAAAGUGGACAUCACUGCUAAACCACCUACAAAAUGUUCAUGUCCAUGAAGACCCCAUUUUCCCCAAAUGUCUGCAUCCUGACCACGCCUCAAGGGAUCCCAAUAAAUGGCUGCAACCUGGGUCAGUUGCACUUCACAAAGCUGAGAAAAUAUUGCUCAACAAGAGAGUCCUGAAGGAUGUAGAGAAACUCAGCCACCAUCACCAGACCUCAUCACUGGAGUCUUUCCACAGCCUGAUACUGCGUUUCGCACCAAAGAAUGUAGUUUUCCCCUUCAUGGGAAUGUUGUGCAGGUUGUAUUUAGCAGCAAUGCACCACAACGAAAAUGCUACACGGGAACAAGCCACAACGUCUACUGGACAGGCAGUUUUCAAGGUUGUUUUUCCAAAGUCGAAGAAAGGGGAAGGCACUGUGAAGCCCGUGAAAACAAAACCAACCUUCAACUAUGUACGUGAACUCAUGAGGCUGCUCAUGCAAGAAGUUUUUGAAGACCCCACAUCAUUUGCAGAGGAAAUGAACGCCAUCCCCAUCCCUCCAGACCUCUCAGCAGAAUUUCCCAAAACCCCAAAGGCUGAGCUGAUUGCCCGUCAUGUCUCCCGCUUCAAACAAUAGGUAGUCUGAAGCCUGUGUAAUUACCAGACGGGAACGGCUGACGUAUUCACUGCAUCACUCUUAAAUAACUUUACUUUUUUAAUGUUUUAGUUUUAUACUCUAUGGAAGUUAUACACUAUUGUCAACAAUGUUUACAUACCUACAAAUGACAUAAGAAUAAUGCUUUUGUUUUGUUUAGUAAGAGCUUAUUACAGCUAAAGUAACUUACUAUUCCUCUGUUCUGUGCCAAACAGGUCAAUAAUCAUAUUUUGUAAAUGUUGUAGAUAAUAUUUUAUAGACUGCAUGGGUUUAGACACACAGGCUCUAGGCCUGAAUCUUCUGACAUGCACAUUACAGUUACUGGCACAUGUCUCAUUUGUCUUUGUACCUAAUAAAGAACAUAAGACAAAAUAACGAA
This is a messenger RNA of Sardina pilchardus (European sardine), 2262 nucleotides long. RefSeq lists its product as uncharacterized. The coding region runs from base 324 to 1865 and encodes 513 amino acids. The transcript has 9 exons. NCBI's taxonomy places the organism in Eukaryota, Metazoa, Chordata, Actinopteri, Clupeiformes, Clupeidae. The record is from RefSeq and is a predicted model, not a curated record.